CCCUCCUGUCUCGCUUUGGCCCUGUUUCAAAUAGUGUCCUCGUGUAGUUUCAAGAUGGCCGCGCCGCAUGGCGAAAGGCAGAGGAAUUUAAACGCCGGUUUCACGGAAUUCACGAAAUUAGCGACAUUUCAAGACACUCAGGGUUCAUUUGAAAAAAGCCAUGAUCCAGGAUGUGGGCAAGAUGUUGCCAGUACCUCAGACAGCCUCCAUGGCAGCCUGGACCCUUCCAUUUUAUCCCUCAUAGAGGACACCUCUACCACUGGAGAGGCGAAGAGCCGUAUAGAUGAUGAAAGUGAGGCGACUCUGCUGUCUGCUCUCUCUGAGAUCUUGGACAGUGUCAUUGAAGAAACACUGUCUCCUUUUGACAUGCUUCCUGACUCUGAUAUUCUUAGAGGUCAAAGAGGUCAAGACUCCAAGUUCAAAAAGUUGCACAGUCUGGCUGUCCCUCCCUCGGACAGAGCAGCAGCUGUUCGAGCCACCAGGUCCCAGCGCUCUUUACUCUCGAACUCAAAAGCCGAGGGCCUGCUGUCCGACAGGCAGCUGAGGCCGAGGCCCCGACGGCGGACCCAGAUGACAACAGUGCAGCGAAGCGAUGGUGAGGAGGAGGACCUGAGUGAGACCAGACGGCCCUUGGUGAGAACUUUCCGGAUCGAGUCUGACCCAGCGUUGUAUCACGACGAGCAUCAGGAUGGAAAUGUGUCGGUGUGGCUGGUGGACCUGGUCCGCCACAUGCAUCCGUACAGCCUCCGUAUGGGGCUGGAUCAGGAGAAGAAGCGCACGGAGGAGUUCCCGGAGGAGGACAUGUUUGUGGAUGUUGUGGGUGAUGAUGAUGAGGUGGGGGAGAACCUUCUGGGUGUAUCUGGGGUCAGCCCCCUCGCACACUCUGAGGUGGGUCAGGAUGUGGAAUCCUCUGUGGAGAAGCCAGAGGAGGAGACGCUGAAAAUGUGCUCUUCUGUUAGCGGUGAACAGAAUAAAAAUGAUGACACUAAGAAACCUCAUAAAAGUGUUUUAGCCAAGAUGGGCAAUACUGGAAGAAUAAAGAAAAAAGUACGAUUUGCUCCUGAUAUAUCAUCGAUUCAUGAGUACCAGCUUGAUGACGAGGCGUGUGCAUGUGACCUGAAAUAUGGCCUAUCCUCAGAAGCUUGCGAAGGCGAUGUUAAAAUAGCAGGUGCCGGAUCUGCAGGAUCAAGUGAGCAGAUCGAGGCAUCUGAAAUGUUGCCUUCACAGCAUGGCAACACAAAACCCAGAUCCAUCAGUCUGCAGGAGUACCGUCUCCUCAAACGCAAGACUCUCCCGGAGGAAGAGAGGAAGUGGGACCACAGAACCAAGUGGCCACCUGUGCCAGAGAUUCCUGGAGAUCUCCUGCCUAUUCCUUGUAUACCAGGUUACAACCCACCUCUGCGGCACUUAAAACCCUCACCUGCUAAUGCCAAGCUCUCUGUUCCUUACUCUGUGACCAGGCCCAAAAGGAAAACUCAUCUGCCCCUUACAUCAGCCCCAAAUCAGAAGGCUUUGGGCCCCGUGUCUGUCCAUGCUGUUGACCCACCGAACCCUGUCACUCUACCCCUUUUGUCUCCGGAGCCUGUUCAUGCCAAGACCUCCUCUUUGUCUGAAAAAAGGAAUGCUUUGCAGCAACAAACUGGCACGAAUUACCCGCAUGGCAAGCACCCCAUAUGUCUGAGCCCUCAACCACAACCUGCAGCCCAGCAAGCCUCUAGCAGUCUGGAACGACGCAGUUCUCUCAUCCAAGAGCCCCAGUCGUACGUUUCCUGUGUAGGUGCCAUCUUUGCUGAGGUUAAGGAGGAAGAGUGCUCCCCCACUGUUGCUGGCACCAGAAAAGCUAACGUCAGUGCUCCAUCCUCACCCAUGAGGGCCACGCCGGUAGUGGCGUCUAGGAGAAGACCUCCUCUGGUGAAGCUGCCCGCGACUGCCGGAGGUCACCAGCGUGGAGAAGAACCAAGCAAGGAAUCUUCAAAUGAAAUGGGAAUACAAGCUGCUGAUGUAACCAGUCUCUUGGAGCAAUUUGAGACCCAAGGACUCACCCCCCCAGCCACUCCUCCCCAUCACAUUUGGAAUCCCUUAGUUCCUGGUCAAAGGGCAAAGCCACACAAAGGUAUGAAACCGUCUUCCGGCAAAGCCAUCCAGAUCAUCGAGCCCCGCCCGCUGCCCCGUAGCAAGGUUCACUUCAAGCUCCGAGCACCCUCCUUCAUCCCCGCCCCAAGCCUGUCCCUAGCAUUUAUGGACCAUGACUACUGUGGAACUCAGGAGUUCAUUCACGGUCAUAAGAAGGCACGUCCUGGCAUGCACAUGCACGAGACGCCUCCUAACCAGCCAAGGAAACAUUUGAGCCAUAAGCCCCUGGAUCAUAGGACUUUGUGCGAGGCAGAGCAUCUCUCGGACUCGGUGUUGCUGUCUCCAGAGAGUUCCCCCUGCAGGCUGGAGGGCCACAGUGCAGGCAGACUGGAAGAAGCAGGGACCGUGAGGCCUUCACGACGCUCCUCCCCAGCCAGGGGGAGGACAAGACGGAGGCUUUACCGAAGGAGGUAUCAUUCUGACUCGAGUUCAGGGUCAUCCUCCUGUUCCUCUUCGUGUUCUUCCUCAGGCUCUUCUUCAUCACGUUCACCGCCAAGGAAGAGGCCAAGGCCCUCCAGGAGCAGCUCCAGCUCCUCGUCCCGCUCCAGUUCUCGCUCCUUGUCCCCUUCACCGAUCCGUAAGCCCCGCCACCGAUCGCCACCAGGCUCCGUCAGCCAUUCCUGCUCUCCGCAGCCAGACCGGAACCAGAAAUGGAUCAGGCAGAGGAGGCAGAGAGAACACUACCACCUAAGCAGAUGGGAGGAGGAUAGGAAGAUGCGCAAGAAGGCGGCCAUCGAGGAGCGCAGGGUUGUCUAUGUGGGACGAAUACGUGGAACCAUGACCCAGGCCGAGCUCAGAGAUCGUUUUGCGCUGUUUGGGAAGAUUGAGGACUGCACUGUCCACUUCAGGAACCAUGGAGACCACUAUGGGUUUAUCACCUAUUACAACACAGGCGAUGCAUUCACUGCCAUAGAGAACGGAGCUAAGCUCCGGCAGCCGGACGAGCUGCCCUUUGACAUCUGCUUUGGUGGGAGGCGACAGUUCUGCCAGUCAAGCUAUGCCGAUUUAGACUCCAACCGGGAUAUUGACCGAGCUCCACUAAAGAGCAGGUGUGGGGAGCUCGACUUUGACGCUCUGCUGAAGCAGGCUCAGCGCAAGGUGAAGAGGUAGCAGAGAGUGGCCUUCAGGAGGGAAGAGCGCUCCCCCAAAGGAAAAAGAGGAAAUGUGGCGUGUAGUGGAGACCAAGUAUUACCUCAGAACUCCCAAAGAGCUUGCACUUUUCUGGCAUUAAAUAAAAUUUCAUGUAGUUCUGUUUUGGGUAAAGCCUUCUAUUGAAGUGAAAUUUAAUAAAGAUGCAAAACUUUGGAAGCAUUUAAAAACUGAAGAGCACUAAGGGAUUAAUAAAAAAAAAAAAAAAAAAAGUUUUGUUAUAUUACAUUUUUGCUGUAUGUUUGAAAUGUAUACAGUUGUUUGCUUGUAAUCAUUUGGAAACUACUUUUUCCCCCCUCCUAAUCUGGAAUGGAAAUGUUUUGUCAAGGAUUAAAGAACAUUUAAAGAUGA
Messenger RNA from Electrophorus electricus (electric eel), 3633 nucleotides. Its product is annotated as peroxisome proliferator-activated receptor gamma coactivator-related protein 1. Gene Ontology annotation, biological process: positive regulation of transcription by RNA polymerase II. Gene Ontology annotation, molecular function: RNA binding; transcription factor binding. NCBI's taxonomy places the organism in Eukaryota, Metazoa, Chordata, Actinopteri, Gymnotiformes, Gymnotidae. Gene Ontology annotation, cellular component: nucleus. The record is from RefSeq and is a predicted model, not a curated record.